UUUUUACGUCGUCGUCGAGGAAAAAAUCUCAGCGAUUUUUAGACAGUCGAAGAAGUAUUCCAUUCUUGUAUAUAAAACAGAAUCGAAGAGAAUACUUAGUCAAGCAAGCUAUGAGUGACGUGGAAAAUCCGUUCCAGCAGUUAGAGGCUGCAAAAAAGCAGCUUAUUAUGGAGUUUAAAGAAAAUGCAAAGUCCGCUCAAGAAUUAGAAUUUUGGAAUAGAAUGGAAAUUGUAAGAGAGAAUUAUCGACAGUUACAAGAGGACAGUUCAUCAGAAGAUACGACAGAUGAAGAGCAAGUAGAUGAAGAAAAUCUGAAUACAGACCAGAAAACAAAUGAAAAAGUACCAGAUACAGCUUCAGAUGAAGAAACAACACAAAAGAAGUCAGCUGCCGGCGAAAGAAAAGACGAAGAAAAGGGUUUAAAAGAACAUACAGUAACAUUCCAAAUACCUGAGAUGGAACAUGGAGCAGGGGGUGAUACAUCUUUGCCUCAAAAGAAAUUUAUAUUCCAGAAUGAUAGCAUGGAGCAGGACUUCAGUCAUAACGCUACCAGAUGUGAAUCCCUGAUCAAUUUUUUUGAAAACAAAGAUAGCAAUGGACUGGGAGCUUUACAGUUGACAGAAGAAAAACUUGAAAUAGUUGAACAGGAUUACAAAAAAGUAUCUGCUGAAAAGGUCAAUGGUCACAAGGUUGGAAUCAAAGAUCUCUUCAAAGCAGCAAAGAAAACAGCAAAACUGGAAGCAAAGGAAUCUGAGAAGAAAAGAAAACUAAAAGAAACAGAAUCAAAGAAGAAACGAAAAAUGGAAGCCCGGGAGUCUGAGAAGAAAAGAAAACUAGAAGAAAAAGAAUCAAAAAAGAAAAUGAAAAUGGAGGCUCGAGAAUCUAAGGAGGAAAGAACAAGAGAAGAAAAGGAAUUGAAGAAGAAAAGGAAAAUUGAAAUAAAGAAAGCUAAGCAGCAAAAGAAGCUUGAAAAAGGUGUAUCGAAUGAAAAGGGGAACUUAAAAGAAAACGAGUCCAAGGAAAAAGGGAAAGGAGAAACAAAAUCAUCCAAGGAAAAAAUGAUAUCGGACGCUAAACAAUCUAAGCAGAAAAAAGAAACCGAGCAAAAUGAAUCUAAGGAAAAAAGGAAACCAGAAACAAAAGACAAAAAAGAGAAAGAAGAACAUAAAUCUAUCAAGGAAAAAAAUAAUAGAAUAGUUGAAGCCAGUGAAUUUGACGGGAAGCGCAAGCCUGGAGCAAAAGAAACUAAGCAAAACGGAAAACUUAAAUCAAAGGAAUUUAAAGAAAAAAUGGUUACAGGGGAAACAAAACCAGUGACUAAACCUAAGCUGAUCGAUUUUGUCAGAAGCCUUGUUGGAUUCAUUCGGAUCAAAUAUUAAAACCUUCAGUCAAAGCCUGCUACAAUUAUAUGUGUUGAACAGUUUCAUUCGUAGUGUCUCUGCAUUUGUUUAUUUAUGAUUUUUUUUAUUUCCUGCAUAUGUUUAUUUAUGAUUUUUUUUAUUUCCUGCAUUUGUUUAUUUAUGUUUUUUUUUCCUAUGAGAUUUUUUGAAAUAAAGAUAUC
Mytilus californianus (California mussel) is the source of this 1561-nucleotide messenger RNA. RefSeq lists its product as uncharacterized. NCBI's taxonomy places the organism in Eukaryota, Metazoa, Mollusca, Bivalvia, Mytilida, Mytilidae. The transcript is spliced from 7 exons. Bases 111 to 1379 code for a protein of 422 amino acids. The record is from RefSeq and is a predicted model, not a curated record.